Molecule: messenger RNA, 287 nt
Organism: Cylicocyclus nassatus
Lineage: Eukaryota; Metazoa; Nematoda; Chromadorea; Rhabditida; Strongylidae
Source: the annotation of a GenBank genome assembly
UUUUCAGAGCACACUUAUAUUGCUGAAAACAACAAUGAACUUCCUGUUUUUCUUUUUCUUCCUGGCAGCUUGUUACUUAGGGCUAACGAAUGCUAGUACCCUCUCGCCAGAAGAAGCGCGUCGCUUCAUGGAAUGUAUGAAGAAGUGCAAAGGUGACAAAUGGACAUGCCAAAGAAAGUGUUCCUUCAUCUGAGGCAUCUCAGGAACCAUUCUGAAUGAAACGAGCACUUUUCCUCAUUGCCUGUUUCUUCUUGUGAUAAGAUAAAAUAAAGCAUUGUGCAGUGUGU